Molecule: messenger RNA, 528 nt
Organism: Penaeus monodon (black tiger shrimp)
Lineage: Eukaryota; Metazoa; Arthropoda; Malacostraca; Decapoda; Penaeidae
Product: neuropeptide-like protein 28
Exons: 2
Coding region: 154-384 (76 amino acids)
Source: RefSeq, a predicted model, not a curated record
UAGUUUCUUCAUCCUCGAGCAGCUUUCAGGACUAAUCCGGAGAGACAGAGGACCAAGGUCGCGAACUUUGCUGUAUAAAGUCCGCUCCGAGUUGAACCUGGACAUCAGUUGAAACAACCUCUUCUCUCGAGCAACGAAGUCUCAACACUCAUCAUGAAGUUGGUCGGUCUCGCAUUGGCUCUCGUGCUGCUCUUGUCCGCCGUCCUGUCGCCCAGCCAAGCCACGCCGGACGCCCGAGCAGACCCGAAUCCGUUCUUCUUCAAAAAGAAGAAGUAUGGCUAUGGCGGUUAUGGCCACGGAGGAUAUGGCGGUUAUGGCCACGGCGGAUAUGGCGGUUAUGGCCAUGGUGGAUAUGGCGGUUACGGCAUAAGGAAAUACUGGUGAAGGGAGAGACAGGGAGACUCCUCAAGCACAAUGUUGAAGAGUUAAGAUUUUCACUCACUCUACGCAGCACAAUUAUCUCGUCGAAAAAUAUUUAUGGUGAAAUUACCUAAUGUUUUUUUAGGAAAUAAAAAUAUAAGAUAUGUA